AACAAAAAGAAGAAACCUCAACUCCACCCUACAUCACACAACCCAACAAAAAAGCUCAAGAAAAUCUUUAGAGUGAGAGAACGAACCAAUACCAAACCUUUCUUGUUUCCAGUGAUCAUGCCUCCUGGGUCGAAGAAAAGAAAGGCCUUGAAGAAGAAGCAGCAAGAGGAACAGGAAUCCAUUGGAGCUGGUGCCAACAACAAAGGCUUCAAUGGUCAUGGGAACAUUUCUGGACUUGAUGAACAUGGAAGUCAAGAUGAUAGAGAAAGUGAUGGCAACCUGAGUUCUCCUGGUUCUCAGGGAAAUGAUGAUAUUGGGACAAGAGACCCAUCUCCUUCACCUCCUUCAUCAUCUGGUCUGGGGAAAGUCACUGUUAAAGAGCAAACAGACAGUACUCGGGCACAAGGAGUGAAAGAGGCUGGUGGUACUUCAACUUUGGAAAUUGCACCUGCUGUUGAUUCUGACAAGCCUGUGGGUUCUUCUUCUGCCUCAAAGGUUGUGAUGUCUGACAAAAAUGAGCAAGUUGAGAGCUCGACAGACUCGGAUUCUGUCCAACAGAAGUCUGGUGAAACCGAAGAAAAGCAUAGACUAAAAGAAGCGAAAGAAGUUAACAUUCCAGGAUCUGCUGCGGAGGCAAGCAAAGAAAUCAAGAGAGGGAAAGAAUCUGAAGUGCCAGAAUGUUCGGAAGAAAGGAGUCUUAUGCCUUCUGGUCCACCAGUUGUUCGAACCUCAUGGUUGAGUUGCUGCGGUUUGUUUGAUAUGAUCGCAGGAUCUGAAAGAUAAUUUCAGAGCAGGAGGAGGAAAAAUCAGCAAACAGUGGGCAGCAGAAAAGCUCAAAUGAACAGCCAACAAAGACAUCAUGAUUCAUGGGUCGUAUAUUCUUCUCUGUACAUUCAAGCAUUAAUGUCUUUUAUAUGACUGUUUAUUUUAGCAACAUACAAACAAAGAACAUAUAAUCUUGUGUUCAUGUUUUGGAAUUUUAGAUUCAUGAGAACUGAACACAUCUCCUUUUUUAA
This is a messenger RNA of Camelina sativa (false flax), 1016 nucleotides long. RefSeq lists its product as uncharacterized. The record is from RefSeq and is a predicted model, not a curated record. NCBI's taxonomy places the organism in Eukaryota, Viridiplantae, Streptophyta, Magnoliopsida, Brassicales, Brassicaceae.